AUGCUUGCUAGUAAAAUACUGGGAAAGAGAUCGGGAGGGCAGAAAGAUUCAGGAGAAUACACGAAAAAGGGUAUGAAAGCUGUAAAUUCUGAACUAAUUCGGCACUUCGAGCCUCAUCCUCAGCAAUCAAAAGGGUUAUGGAAGGCAGGAUUGCGCAUCUGGGUUACCAACUCGGCACUUCGUGCCUCAUCUGGCAAUCAAAAGGAUCAUAAAAGGCGGAAUUGCACAUCUGGGUCACCAACUCGGCACUUUGUGCCUCAUCCGGCAAUCAAAUGGGCAUCUCCAAACCUCCAACUAACCACCACCUCGAAUGUGACAGGAAGCAACUUAAAAGGCCAGCAAAUGGACCACACCCUCGACCUCAAAUAUGGCAACCAAAAGGGUCAUAGAGUGGAAAAACAAACCUAUGCCCUGCUUAGCGACCAAACAGUUACAGACCAGUAA
Molecule: messenger RNA, 444 nt
Organism: Rhizophagus irregularis DAOM 181602=DAOM 197198
Lineage: Eukaryota; Fungi; Glomeromycota; Glomeromycetes; Glomerales; Glomeraceae
Source: RefSeq, a predicted model, not a curated record